UGCCAUGAUUGGAUCCUAAUCAUCCUUCACUCCCCGCCCCUAAGACCCAAUUGGUCGGACCCGACCAACCUCCAAAUUAGUUUCCGUUGCCUGUUUACAGAAUUGACUCAUUAGUUUGCCAGAUUGUUGUGAUCUGUGCACCGCAUAUACCGAGCGAACCCCAAAAUCGGCUUCAAAUUGAACGAAAAAACGAUGUCGGUUCACAUGACUGAGAAUGGCAAAAGUUCGUCAAUCAAGUCCACGAACUUCUUAAUCGAGUCGCUUCUUUCUACGGACAGUGCGAAUAGUGCCAAAUGUGUGAACACUAGUUCGGAAUCGGUUGGUUUUGCUGGUUUUUCUGCGAUCGCGCCAGUCGAAAGGGACGAAAGUGUCGAGUGUUCGGCGUCCAUAUGUGACAAAAACAACUUAUACGAUAUGGCAUCAGAUACGUACAAGUUGGACGACGAUCGCAAAAAGCGACCCCGCACAGCUUUUACAGCGGCCCAAAUCAAAUCGCUGGAAGCUGAGUUUGAGAAAAACAAGUACCUUUCCGUCGCCAAGCGCUGUCAGCUUUCCAAAACGCUUAAAUUAACGGAAACUCAAAUUAAAAUAUGGUUUCAAAACAGACGCACGAAAUGGAAAAGGAAAUACACCAACGAUUUGGAGUUUUUCGCCCAGCAGUAUUACAGUUCCCUGGGGAUUCUUACACCCAGACCCAUUUUUUUAGGUGAUCGAUUAUGGUUCUUCAACUGUCCGGGCCAAUCAGGGAUGCCAAAUUCUCCUCUAAUUCAAUCGAUGCCCCCCCACAUGAGUCCAACCGUCCAAAGAACCACAAUUCCAGACUACGUUCAUUGCCACAGCGCCGAUUUGCGAUCAGAUUUUCCGCCAAUUGUAGAACUGCAGAAUUUUGAACGACAUUUCGAAAAUCCUUAAGUUGUGCGAAUCGUACAUGUUUACGGGUGCCGAUAAGUAGGAGACGUUAAUUGGGUUAAAAUAAACAGCGAAUUGUUGCGGAUUAAUUAAGCAAUGCAUGUAGGUAAAAGACGCAAAUACGAUCAGAUGGUAGCCAAGUGUUUUUCCCUGUACGCUAUUUUACAAUGUUGAUUUGACGAAGGACUGUAGGGACAAGUUGUAUUUUAGGUACCACCAACAGCAAAAUUACAGUUGUCUCUUUUGAAAUUAAA
Messenger RNA from Dendroctonus ponderosae (mountain pine beetle), 1163 nucleotides. Its product is annotated as homeobox protein koza. The transcript is spliced from 4 exons. Gene Ontology annotation, biological process: neuron differentiation; central nervous system development; regulation of DNA-templated transcription. The record is from RefSeq and is a predicted model, not a curated record. Bases 193 to 912 code for a protein of 239 amino acids. Lineage: Eukaryota; Metazoa; Arthropoda; Insecta; Coleoptera; Curculionidae. Gene Ontology annotation, molecular function: DNA-binding transcription factor activity, RNA polymerase II-specific; DNA binding.